This is a messenger RNA of Anguilla rostrata (American eel), 2237 nucleotides long. RefSeq names its product cyclic AMP-responsive element-binding protein 3-like protein 3-A. Gene Ontology annotation, biological process: regulation of transcription by RNA polymerase II. The transcript has 10 exons. Bases 180 to 1499 code for a protein of 439 amino acids. Gene Ontology annotation, molecular function: DNA-binding transcription factor activity, RNA polymerase II-specific; RNA polymerase II cis-regulatory region sequence-specific DNA binding. Gene Ontology annotation, cellular component: nucleus. NCBI's taxonomy places the organism in Eukaryota, Metazoa, Chordata, Actinopteri, Anguilliformes, Anguillidae. The record is from RefSeq and is a predicted model, not a curated record.
AAACUUUGUUCCCACGGAUCGAAGACAGAGGAACAGACGCCGAGCAAAAGGGAUCUGCGGACUGACAGCGUCUGAAGAAGGGGAGCGAGAGAGAGACAGAGAGAGAGAGAGAUUAUAAACUGCGUUUGGAUACGACACGAGUGCUGUUUUCCCUCACUGCCGUCCCGGAAGAGGACAGGAUGACCCAGCCCUGCGGAAAGGGGUACGGCGGCAUGGAGCUGCUGGACCUGCUCUUUGAUCAGAACGACGGAAUCCUGCGUCACGAGGAGCUCGGCUACCAUGGCAACCCCAGCUGGCCAAUCGCAGAGCACAGCGCCCUGAGUCCAGCCUGUUCUGCUGAUGACUUCCUGGACUCCCUGCUGUGCGCCAGCGACUCGGCCUCUGCCUCGCGCUCCCCGGUGUGGUCCCCCUCCCCCAGCGACAGCGGGAUCAGCGAGGACCCCCCCUCGGAUCAGCUCGACAGCCCCCCGCCCCCAGACAGCCCCCCCUUCGAGCCCCGCUUCUUCCACGCUCAUCCUCACCCCCCGCGUCGGUCUCAGGACAGCGUGGAGCCCGACGUCUUCAUCGACCUGGAUGGCUGGGAAGCGGGAUUCUUCGCGGAGCGCAAGCCGUCCCUCCUGCCAGAGCACGCCGUCCCGCUGACCGUGAAAGACCUGCUGCUGUCCAGCACCGCUGACACUGUGAGUGAGCACCGAGUGUGGAGGAGAGGGAGAGAGAGAGAGAGAGAGAGAGAGAGAGACAGCACCGCUGACACUUCUCAGCAGGCCUCCCAGCCGUCCUAUCAGGAGCUGAUCCUCAACGAGGACGAGAAGAAGCUGCUGACCAAGGAGGGCGUGAGUCUGCCCAGCCAGCUGCCUCUGACCAAGCACGAGGAGAGGAUUCUGAAGAAGAUCCGCAGGAAGAUCCGGAACAAGCAGUCGGCUCAGGAGAGCAGGAAGAAGAGAAAGGAGUACAUCGACGGGCUGGAGGGCAGGAUGGCGACCUGCAGCGCGCAGAACCAGGAGCUGCAGAGGAAGGUGGCCCAGCUGGAGAAGAACAACAUGUCUCUGCUGGAGCAGUUGCGUAGAUUGCAGUCGCUGGUCAUGAACAGUUGCAACAAAACAGCCCAGACAGGGACCUGCGUUCUGGUGCUGGUGCUCUCCUUCUCCCUGCUCCUGUUUCCCAGCCUACAGCCGUUCUCUCUCAGCAGACCCAGCGUGGAGGUCGACUUCAGCGCAGUCAGAGUCCAGUCGCGGUCACUGCGCUCUGUGGUGGAGGGUCAAAGGUCGGCGCUGCCCCCCUUCUCCGUGGACAGAGGGGUGGAGGCGGUGUCCUCACUGCUCUCCAAGCUGCAGCUGAGGCAGGGCCCGGGCCCCUACCCCGACCCCGACGCCGACCCCGUCCCGCACAACCACAGCCUGGAGGAGCGGGGCCAUCUCCACGGCGACCCCAUCACCGGCCACGUCGCCACGGUGACCUGGACCGCCCACCGGGGCUCUCCGCACGCCGACGGCAUGUAGCGGACCGCGCCGGGCGCCCAGGGCCCGAGAGGCCGCCUCAGGUUUCCACGGCGACCCCCUUACCUUCAACAGGCGACGCCUGCCCCGACAGGAGGCCGCAGAUUACCCAUCAUGCCCCGCAGCGUUCCCGCGCCUUGUGAUGCUUAACUUGCACUGCUGUCCUCCACAGAGGACGCACACGGCAGUGGCCAAAUGUUGUUUGCUAUCCGGUUAUGUCGCACCUUCCUUAGCGGGACAUUCUGUUUAUUUUAUAUUGUGUAUCAGAUGUACCCAGAUUUUAGACUGACGUGCCCAUAACCUCAAAAAAGGACUUCUUUACGGAAACAUGCUUAUGGAUGAGAACAGGUGGAUACAUUUAUUGGCAGAUAUGCUCCUUUCAAAUGUUAUUUACGUCAAUUUCCAUAAGUGAAUGACCAGGCUCUAACAAAUAAUGCCUAUCCCCCCUUCCCCCCCCCUUUCUUCACUUGGCAUGACGAAAACUGAUAAAUUCAUUCUCUCAAGCAAGGACACACCUGUCUCCAUUUUGCUUAUGGCAAAACUACUUGCGGGAGAGGAUACUUUUUUUAAUCUUGAUUGUAGGAAAUAGUACAUGAGCCAACUUAGUUAAAACAGGUAAAGCUAAGUUUUAUUUUGAUGUAGAUUCUUUGUAUUACUAUUACCAUUUGAAAAAAUAUAUGUAAAUUGUAAACGCUGUAAAAUACAUUAAUUCUAUAAAUUAAUAAAGCUGUUAAAACAUGA